This is a messenger RNA of Salvelinus namaycush (lake trout), 1104 nucleotides long. Its product is annotated as protein PBDC1-like. The coding region runs from base 46 to 546 and encodes 166 amino acids. Lineage: Eukaryota; Metazoa; Chordata; Actinopteri; Salmoniformes; Salmonidae. Gene Ontology annotation, cellular component: cytoplasm. The record is from RefSeq and is a predicted model, not a curated record. The transcript has 6 exons.
CUUGCGCUAGAACGACGUGACGUCAUCGGGUCAAAGUUUACAGCUAUGGCGUCGGGAAAUGGAAUUGCUUCUCUGGGCGUGGAGGGAGCUACAGCAGCCGCCCAGGCUCUGUCUCUACCAGCUGAGGCUUAUGGGAACGAUCCUCAACUGGAGGUGAUGUGGGCGAUGAAGGCUUACAAUCAUGCAGAGAUCUACUUUAAUCUGAUCUCGUCGGUAGACCCUAGUAAUCUGAAGCUGACCAAGGUGGAUGACCGGAUCUAUACGUCCUUCAGAGAAUCCUUCUCAGACCUCAACAUCAAGAACUUGGACCCAGACAUGCUCAAAACUGCCGAUGCCAAAGAGAAGUGGCGUCCAUUCUGUAACCAGUUCGACGGGGUGGUGGAGGACUUUAACUAUGGGACUUUGCUACGACUUGACUGUGAGAAGGACUACACAGAGGAAAACACCAUAUUUGCCACCAGGAUCCAGUUCUUUGCCAUCGAGAUCGCUAGGAACAGAGAAGGAUUCAACACCCCUGUAUUCCAGGCCAAAAAACAGCCGCCUUAACCCAUACCCUAUAACCUUUUUAGCAUAGUCUCCAACACCCUUGUAAACCCAACCAAGGAAGAGUUUCAACAGCCCUGGUUAAACACCCUACCUUUUGACCUAGGUAUGGGAUACUCUGAACCCCACAUCACCUACAACCCAGGAACAGAUAACAUUUUACCAGGCUUGACAUCCAUCUCCUUACAAUUUUCCUGUGAUCGUCCACCUUGACAUAUCAGGUCGACUGGAUACUAGACCAGUGGCAUGUUCAGCAGGGCACCACGUUGUGGAACGUUCAUAUAUAGAACAAUGACUUGUUUGCUUACUGAGCGUGGCCCAGAGGUCCACACACCAGCCUGCAUCCCACUGUGUGCAUGAGUGCGUGUACUGAUGUCCAAUCUGAGCAUGGUAGCUACAGAGCCUUCACACCUUGAUUUUCCACAUUUUGUUACAGCCUGUGGAUAAAGUUCUGAUUGCGUCACUGGCCUACACAAUACUCCAUAAUGUCAAAGUGGAAUUAUGUUUUUAGAAAAUCUUAAGCCUCGAGUCAAGUAUUCAACCCCUUAUAUGGCCAGCCUA